AUGCCAAUAAGAUACAAGAGCAGCACCGAUGAUGACGUGCAAGUGAAUAUCGAGGUCAUCCAGCGCGAACAGGAUGUGUAUCGGCGCUUAGGGCAGUGUGAUGAUGUUGUGCCCUACAUCAGCUUUUCUGAAACGACUACUGAGCUCGCUUUCAUGGAAAAUGGAGACCUACGUACCUAUUUGACCAAAAAUCGGCCUCCUCCUUCUAAGUCUCUUCAGCUCUCCCGUCAAAUGGCUCGCACUCUCGUGCGUAUACAUGACCGUCGUGUUAUUGUGGCAGAUAUUGCUAGUCGCAAUUUCCUCCUUGCUUCGGAUCUUUCUGUCAAGUUCUGUGACUUUACGGAGUCAUCUAUUAUGCCUCCCCAUAUCGAUAUGGAGACUGCCGACGACAACGGAUAUUCGAUUCAGACAGAUAUCGGGCAGCUUGGGGCAGUGAUGUACGAAGUUGUGACGGGAGAGCGUUUAUUUGAAAACAGGCCUCACACAUGGCGUUUCCAUACAGCCUAUCAUCACACUCGCGGUCACAGUUGGCGCCAUUACAUUUCUUGCCUGGGCCAGGAGACGGUUUUAAGUACUGAACCCGCUGACUAUUCGCAAAGCAGCACAUCUUUUAUGACAUUCCUCAAGACCGACUUUGCGGCUCAGAAUUUAGACAACACCAGGACAAUUGUUAUUGAAUUAGAAGAUGGAGAAUUUAAAUUUAGUUACCAGGAAAUGUCGCAAGUCCAGUCGAGUUCAUUGUCAUCGUCCAAUUCGGAAGACAGAAUUCCGCGACAUGGCUCUAAUGAAGAUCAAGAUCAAGAACAGGCCAAGCAUAUGACUGAUACGACUCCCAACAAAACAGAUACAAGCGGAUACAAACUGGGACAGGUACAUGAACCCUCCCAGGAAAAGGUGCAUGCAUCACCGCAGAGAUCAGAACUAGAACCAGUAUCAACAUCAGCACCAUCACCAGCAUCAACACCUCCAGACAAUGAUGACAAACCAUCUCGCGGCAGAUUCCGAGUGCUGGCCAUUUUUACCGCUCUUUCACUCUCCCUCCUCAUCGCCGCCCUCGACCAAACCAUCGUCGCAACAGUCAUCCCGACCAUCGCCGCCGACCUGCACUCGGCAGCAGGCUACGUCUGGAUCGGAGGCGCCUACCUCCUCGCCAACGCGGCGGGGGCCAACAUCUGGGCGAACCUGUCCGACAUCUGGGGGCGGAAGCCCGUGCUGCUGGCGGCCGUGGCGCUCUUCUUUGGCAGCUCCAUCGUCUGCGCGACGGCGGUCGACAUGACGAUGCUGAUUGUCGGCAGGGCGCUGGAGGGCGUUGCGGGCGGUGGGCUGAUCCAGCUGGUUACCAUUACCAUUUCGGAUCUUUUUAGCGUGCGCCGCCGGAGUCUCUAUCUCGGUCUCCUCGAGUUCAUGUGGGCGAUUGCCGGCGCCGUAGGGCCCAUCAUGGGCGGUGCCCUUACGCAGGCCGUCUCCUGGCGAUGGAUCUACUGGAUCAACCUGCCCGUCUGCGGCACGGCGUUCCUACUCCUACUAAUCUUCCUGGACGUGCACAACCCGCGCACGGCGAUGCUGGACGGCAUCCGGGCGAUCGACUGGUUCGGCAGCGUGUCGAUCCUGGGCCUGACGCUGAUGCUGCUGCUGGGGCUGGACUUUGGCGGUCAGAUCCCCUGGGGCUCGCCGCAGGUCAUCUGUCUGAUUGUCGUCGGGUGUCUGCUGUCGCUGGUCUUUGUCUACUGCGAGAAGCGCCUCGCGCGGUAUCCGCUCAUGCCGCUGGGGAUUUUCAAGAACGUGUCCAAUGUGGCCUGUUUUGUCGUGGCGUUUUCGCACGGGAUGGUCUUCAUCGGCGGAGAAUACUACCUCCCCCUCUACUUCCAAUCCGUCAAGGAAGCCUCACCACUGCACUCAGGGCUCCUGAUUCUCCCCAUCGUGCUAACAGAAUCCUUCCUGAGCGCGCUAGCCGGCGUCAUCAUCCACCGGACAGGGCGGUACCUGGAGCUGAUCCGGGUAGGGACGGCAUUCACCGUGCUGGGGACAGGCCUGUACAUCGAUCUGGACACGGACUCCUCUCUGGGGCAGAUCAUCGGGUUCCAGAUCGUGGCGGGCAUCGGCUCCGGCCUGCUGUUCUCGCCGCCGCUGAUCGCGAUGCAGAGCAACGUCUCGCAGGCCGACACGGCCGCCGCGACUGCGACUUUCGGCUUUGUGCGUAACCUGGCUACCGCGUCGUCCAUCGUGCUCGGCGGCGUUAUCUUCCAGAACAGCAUGACGCUGCGCAAGACGUCGCUGAGGGCAGCAGGCUUGUCGCCCGCGCUGACGGAGCAGCUGGCAGGCGCGGACGCAGCAGCCAACGUGCUGCUGUUGAGAAACUCUACUACUACUGUUUUGGGUCUGCAGCAGCAGCAGCGACAAGCCAUCAAGGACGCCUUCGCAUGGAGUCUGCGCAACAUGUGGAUCCUGUACAUGAGCGUGGCGGCCGUGGGGAUGGUGGCCAGCGCGUUUGUCUCAAAGCAGAGGCUUAGCAAGGAGCAUGUGGAGACGAAGACGGGGAUUAAGGAGAGGGAGAGGCAGAGGCAGAGGCAUCUAGAAAAAUAG
Messenger RNA from Rasamsonia emersonii CBS 393.64, 2583 nucleotides. Its product is annotated as MFS transporter. The record is from RefSeq and is a predicted model, not a curated record. Gene Ontology annotation, molecular function: transmembrane transporter activity; ATP binding; protein kinase activity. Bases 1 to 2583 code for a protein of 860 amino acids. NCBI's taxonomy places the organism in Eukaryota, Fungi, Ascomycota, Eurotiomycetes, Eurotiales, Trichocomaceae. The transcript has 9 exons. Gene Ontology annotation, biological process: protein phosphorylation; transmembrane transport.